GAAGAGGAUGUACGAAUAUUGCAGGAGGUAAAAGCCGAGGCGGAAAGCAUAAAUAGAUCAUGCGAAGAGUUUGGUGUUGAGAUAUACGAGGUGAACCCAGACGGUCACUGUCUAUUUUCGGCCAUCGCAGACCAAUUAUCAUUAUUGGAGAUACUGCCCAAAUCAUCUAUGCCUCAGUUUGCCAUCACUCGCAGAGCAGCUGCCUCUUACAUGCGUGCACACGACGACGAUUUCAUCCCGUUUAUACCAUCAAUAGAGGGCGAAGACGCUUUAGAUGCAGCAACAGACACAGGACUUCUGACACCCGAGAAAUUCGUAGAGUAUUGUAAUGCAGUGGCGAGCACCGCUCUCUGGGGAGGCGAACCCGAAAUUCUGGCCUUGGCAAGAAAGUAUGAAAUCAAAAUAGUCGUAGUGCAGGCUGGGCCCCCGGCGGUAGUUGUUCAUAGCCCCCAUCCAGGAGUAGACGAGGAUCCAUACGGACGAGCAGUUCGUAUUAGCUAUCAUAGAAGAAUGUAUGGACUUGGCGAACACUAUAACUCGCUACGGCCGAAGACAUCCACAAUCGAUAGGCUCGAAAGUCUCCUUUAA
Molecule: messenger RNA, 588 nt
Organism: Cantharellus anzutake
Lineage: Eukaryota; Fungi; Basidiomycota; Agaricomycetes; Cantharellales; Hydnaceae
Exons: 3
Biological process (GO): protein deubiquitination
Molecular function (GO): cysteine-type deubiquitinase activity
Source: RefSeq, a predicted model, not a curated record